This is a messenger RNA of Octopus sinensis (East Asian common octopus), 1632 nucleotides long. RefSeq names its product UDP-glucuronic acid decarboxylase 1. Gene Ontology annotation, molecular function: NAD+ binding; UDP-glucuronate decarboxylase activity. The record is from RefSeq and is a predicted model, not a curated record. The transcript is spliced from 13 exons. The coding region runs from base 69 to 1292 and encodes 407 amino acids. NCBI's taxonomy places the organism in Eukaryota, Metazoa, Mollusca, Cephalopoda, Octopoda, Octopodidae. Gene Ontology annotation, biological process: D-xylose metabolic process. Gene Ontology annotation, cellular component: cytoplasm.
UGCCAUUAUUAAUAUAGACACCGGAUGUUGAUAGGUUCUGUAGAAGGCAUGUUCCCGAGGCAAAGCAAAUGACGAUUUUUCCUCUUCCUCGUUGUAAGAAAAAAAUGCAGGUUUUCAUCACUUUAGGAUUGCUUUCUAUCAUAGCUUAUGUUUCUUAUGGAACUCUCUCAAAAGCUUCCAAUUCUUUGGAUCUUUCAGAAAAUUUGUUGGUCCAAUCUGAAAUAAGGAAAUUAAAAAGCCGAGUUAACCAUUUGGAAUAUGUAACCUGUCUUAGAAAGAAGAAGUAUCCAGAUGUUACAUUUUUAACAUAUAAAGACCGGAAACGCAUUUUAAUAACUGGUGGUGCAGGUUUUGUUGGUUCCCAUUUGGUAGAUCGUUUAAUGAUCCAGGGACAUGAGGUUACUGUCAUUGACAAUUUUUUCACUGGCCGCAAACGAAAUAUUGAACACUGGAUAGGGCAUGAAAACUUCGAAUUGCUACACCAUGAUAUUGUCAACCCAUUAUAUAUUGAAGUUGACCAAAUAUACCAUUUGGCAUCUCCAGCGUCACCUCCAAAUUACAUGUACAAUCCUAUUAAAACUAUAAAGACCAACACAAUUGGCACCAUCAAUGUUCUUGGUUUGGCCAAACGUGUGCGAGCUAGGAUUUUAUUGGCAUCCACUUCUGAGGUCUAUGGAGAUCCUGAAGUUCAUCCUCAAGUUGAAGAAUAUUGGGGUCAUGUGAACCCCAUUGGUCCAAGGGCCUGUUAUGAUGAAGGCAAGAGAGUUGCUGAAACCAUGUGCUAUGCAUAUGCCAAGCAGGAAAACCUUGAAGUGCGUGUUUCGAGAAUUUUCAAUACUUUUGGUCCCCGGAUGCACAUGAACGAUGGCCGUGUUGUGAGCAACUUUAUUUUGCAAGCUCUCCAGAACGAACCUAUUACGGUAUACGGUGAUGGUACACAGACUAGAUCGUUCCAGUAUGUUAGUGAUUUGGUAGAUGGGCUUAUUGCUUUAAUGAACAGCAAUUACUCUCAGCCAGUCAACCUUGGCAACCCUGAAGAACAUUCUGUUAUGGAAUUUGCCAAAAUUAUUAAGAGCCUUGUUGGUGGUGACAGCAAGAUAGUCAAUAGACCGGCCAUGCAGGAUGAUCCACAGAGGCGGCGACCAAAUAUUUCAAAAGCUUUAAAAUAUCUGAACUGGAAACCUAGGAUUGCAAUGAUUGCUGGAAUUAACCGUACUAUUGAAUACUUUCGUAAUGAACUCAGUCGCUCUCAGCAUAGUCAACGUAAUUUUCACCCACCAGAUCUGGUGUGAUAAUUUGAACUGAGUGCAGUCACUGACAAGACUUUAUACAGUGAUGUCAUUGAAAUCACUGAUCAGACAUUUAAUGUUGGUGUAACUGCAGUUCUUCAUCAGACAUUACAUGUCUGUAUGACAGCAGUACUUCAUCAGACAUUUUACAAUACCAUCAUCCAUAUGGCAUCAGAUAUUUUGCUGUAGUCAUACUGCAGUGAAACCAGACUUUGUACCAUCAGAUGUUCCCAGAUGGUGUUAUUAUAGUCAUUUUAUUUUGGUUCUCUAGUUCAUAAUAACUUAUUCUAAACUAAAAAAACAAACAAAACAAAAAAAAAAUCUCACAAAAAAACAAAGCAAA